This is a messenger RNA of Guillardia theta CCMP2712, 582 nucleotides long. RefSeq lists its product as hypothetical. Bases 1 to 582 code for a protein of 193 amino acids. The transcript is spliced from 9 exons. NCBI's taxonomy places the organism in Eukaryota, Cryptophyceae, Pyrenomonadales, Geminigeraceae. The record is from RefSeq and is a predicted model, not a curated record.
AUGCAAGGAGUUCACCUUGAAAGAUUGAACGAGCAGCUGCUACGUGACGAUCUCGGAGUUCAGCCUCUAGGACAUCGCUUGUUCCUGUUGGCCGAUCGCGACAAGCGGCUCAAGGCCUUGCAGGAGAAGGAGAGCGCGGAGCAUGCUGCUUCAGAUGGGAACGGCAACGAUGGCUCGUUCCGUCAUCGGUCCAGCUCGAGCGCACGGGGCCAUGGAGCACAACAAGCAGCUCACGGGAAGUCGAGGCUGUCGGAGGAUCUGCACGCAAGAGUGGUGGACAUCUCAAAAAGGAAAUGCAACAAGAGGAAGAACUGGUCCCGGGACGAGAAGGAAGUCGCUCUACAGGUUGUGGAGGCGCUGGAUGGCUGUGUGGCUAGAGCUUCCAAGUUCUUGAGGGAAGAGGUCGGAGGAUGCUUCGUCACCGUCUCCCGUCCACAGCUCUCCCUGUGGAAGAAGAAGAGGAACAGCGUGCACAAGAAGCGGGGCAGGAAGUCGACUUACUGCAAGGAGCUUCCCAAGAGCUCGCCAGUGCUGCCUCUCCCUCCUGAAGCUUCGGGCUUGCCGGCCUCUUCGGUUACAUGA